UUUGAAUAUAUGUCGUAUUUUAUACCUUCAGUAUAUAAAUUCAAUAUGACGGUGAUAAUAGGUAUUAAUUAUAUUUGGUUGGUUUUCUUAAGCAUUAAUUUGUAUUUUAGUGUCAGUUCAUCAGUGGUCGCACAGGAGAGCAGUGAGUCUUCAGAGACAAAAUGGAGUGAGGAUGCCCUCUCCGACCUGGAGAACAGCCCUAAAUUCGUUGAGACGGACAACUUUGAGUCUCACCCGAAACGGCAGUUCAAAACUGCUGAAAUUGCAGAUGCCCUUAUGGGGACUGAAACCCCCAUCGAUCCAUCGGACAUAGAGUCCCUGUAUCCCAAAAAUGUGAAAGACUUCCAGAGUGGCUUCUUGCCACCUUGUGCUGAGGAUGAUGCAGAGUGUGCUGCACCCUCUCAGGCUCCUGAUGGAGUACUUUUGAAGAACAGCCCGGAAACAGAGCAGGUGACUGUUACUCUGGAUAUGGUGCACGUGGACGCCAUGGUGACGGAGGAGCAGAACACAACGGAGACCACGAAGACGCACAAGGUCAACUGUGAUAGGAGGAAUAUCACCGGGAUGGAGGACUUUACUGUGCAGGUCCUGAAUGCCUCACAGGACCUGAUGGAGUUCCUGAACGCCAACGGGACCGAGUGCUCCGUGGUGCUCUUCUUCACCACCUGGUGCCAGUUCUCCGCCAGCCUUGCCCCUCACUUCAACGCCCUGCCAAGGGUUUUUCCCAGCAUGCAUUUCCUAGCACUGGAUGCCUCUCAGCAUAGCAGUCUGUCCACCCGGUUUGGGACGGUGGCAGUGCCCAACAUACUGCUCUUCCAGGGGGUGAAACCCAUGGCCCGCUUCAACCACACCGACCGCACCCUGGAGGCACUCACCUUCUUCAUAGCAAACCAGACAGGAUUCGAGGCGGGCCCUGACAGAGAAGUGACGGACUCCGACCAAUUGGGGCCCCUGCCCGGGGUGCCGGUGAAGAGCAUCGAUUGGCUGCUUGUGUUUUCAGUCCUGUUCAUCACAGGUUUUACGUUCUAUGCCAUCCUGCGGACAGACAGCAUCCGGUGGCUCAUACCAGGACAGGAGCACGAGCACCAGGACUGAUUUAGAUCAAUUAGAUCUGUAGUAAAAAAUAUAAUGAUGCUAAGUUAUUUUACAGUUAAAGAUGGCUGGGUUGCAUUUAAGGGGGGGGGGGGUGAUGGCGACACUAAAUUACAAAUUGUGUGAAGAGAUGACGUGCCAUCUAUGAAAUUUUAUAAAAACUGUUUUGCUGUGAUUGUAAAUGAAUGUACAUUUGUUGAAAUAAAGAUGUGUCCUCCUGAA
This is a messenger RNA of Gadus macrocephalus (Pacific cod), 1314 nucleotides long. RefSeq names its product thioredoxin domain containing 15 (gene txndc15). The record is from RefSeq and is a predicted model, not a curated record. NCBI's taxonomy places the organism in Eukaryota, Metazoa, Chordata, Actinopteri, Gadiformes, Gadidae. Gene Ontology annotation, cellular component: cilium. The coding region runs from base 10 to 1095 and encodes 361 amino acids. Gene Ontology annotation, biological process: cilium assembly. The transcript has 6 exons.